GUUUUUCCCCAGUUAUAAUAAACUCAUUCAUUUAUUCAGUAAUUAUUGAGUGUUCCCUAUGUGCCAGGCACUGUUUUAAGAGGUCAGGGUGCUAGCCUGGGAGAGUAUAGCCCCUAGGACAUAUGGCUGGGCUGGUGGGGGCUCCCUCUGGGACUGCUUUUCCUUGUCUUUAAAUAGUGUCAGCCCAGCUGGAGGCAGAGCACGUUGAGGGCAGACAGGUAACUGAUUCUGAGGCACCCCUGAACCACGGAGGCCUGUAGGGCUCCCUCACUGCCUCCUUGCCUUCCCUAGCUCCCCCCUACCCCAACCUUCUCCUGCCCUUCCCAGUUAAUAGCCUCAAUGUCCCAAGAGCCAGCUCCCCCUGCCCCCAUAAAAGACCUCACAGAGUGUCAGAUUGGUAGCAGGCCCGGAAGUUGUGGGACAUUCCUUGGGCUUCAAUCCUGGGCUGUUUAUUCUACAGGCCGGGCGGAGGGUGAGAAAGGAAAGGAAGAUGUUGCAAUCCACUCCAUCCACUGCGUCAUCUGAGGAGGGGAGGGCAGGGGCAAAGGCAGGACACCCAGACAUGGAGCCUGCCAGCUUUGUCAGUCCUGACUCAGGCCACCGAGCUCUCCACCUGCCAGCAGCCCCAGGAGAUGGAGCAGCCCAGCCCACGUGCCUGGCCUUCCGCCCCUGACUUCGCUUGAUAACGAACCAGAAACUGAAACAGGGUCAGGAUUCCCGGCCUGAAGUCAGAGAUGAGUCACUGCUGAGAGGAACUGCAGCGGCUGAGAAGUGGCACCAGAGAGGCAGGCGUGAGCUGAGGGCACCGAGACAGGCAGCACAUCUGAGGGUCCCAGUGGAGCAUGGCAAGUGGCACCGAGGUGGUGGCCAUGGACUGCGAGAUGGUGGGGCUGAGGCCCUUCGGGGAGAGUGGCUUGGCACGUUGCAGCCUCGUGGACCUCCACGGCACUGUGCUCUAUGACAAGUUCAUCCGGCCCGAGGGGGAGAUCAUCGAUUACAGAACCCCGGUCAGCGGGGUGACGCCUCGGCACAUGGAGGAAGCCACACCAUUUGCCGUGGCCAGGCUGGAGAUCCUGCAGCUCCUGAAAGGCAAGCUGGUGGUGGGUCAUGACCUGAAGCACGAUUUCAAGGCCCUGAAGGAGAACAUGAGCGGCUACGCCAUCUACGACACGUCCACCGACAGGCGGCUGUGGCGCGAGGCCAACCUGCAGUACUGCAGGCGCGUCUCCCUGCGGGUGCUCAGUGAGCGCCUCCUCGGGCGGCGCAUCCAGAACAGCAAGUCAGGACACAGCUCCGUGGAAGACGCCAGGGCCACGAUGGAGCUCUACCGAAUCUCCCGGCGGAUUCGAGACCACUGAGGGCUGCUUGCCCCACGGUUUGGGACUGAAGCUCGAUUCCCCAGGGAGUGGCGGCCUGCAGCUCUUCAGGACAGCAACUCACUUGCUUUCGUAAAAUGCAUUUUUAAUAGUAAAAUGACUAUAUUUUCUCUA
Molecule: messenger RNA, 1490 nt
Organism: Diceros bicornis minor
Lineage: Eukaryota; Metazoa; Chordata; Mammalia; Perissodactyla; Rhinocerotidae
Gene: ISG20
Product: interferon stimulated exonuclease gene 20
Exons: 4
Coding region: 843-1358 (171 amino acids)
Biological process (GO): negative regulation of viral genome replication; defense response to virus; DNA catabolic process
Cellular component (GO): nucleus
Molecular function (GO): exonuclease activity; nucleic acid binding
Source: RefSeq, a predicted model, not a curated record